CCCGUCCCGUCCUGUUCCGUUCUAUUUUACUUAAGUCCACAACUUGCAUUCCGUCUGCGCAGAAGCCUUUAUUAAAAGUUUAUUCUCCCCAUUCUAGUCCGUUGGAUCGAUCCCCUGAUCUUGUACAAGAUAUCCUACAGCUCUUGUGUUCAGGUGGAUCGAUGCAGCAUUUUGCCUCGCUUUUGCCCUUCAUCUCCUCGCUCGCGGCGUUAAAUUUGGUAGAGUUUUGACGCACUUUUGAGAAAUUUGAGGUUCUGAGGUCGAAACUGGAGGCGUUCUGCAGCGGCUUAGCAAUCCAAGCCGUAUAAACUUCAUUUGAGCGGUGUCUUUGCUUGAGAUUUUUUUGGCUUCGAUAUUACUAUGGAGAUCUGUAUGAUAUAGUUCUUCACCAAGCUUGUCUAUUUGUUAGGGAAGAAAUUUCGCAGCCAUAGCUCCGAGGGGGUUUAGCUUGAAAAUUCCCUUUCCAACAAGGGAUAAAAUGACGGUUAAUGUUGUCCGGGAUUCCAGCGGACUGGAGAAGAUAAUUUUGACGGAGCCAAGGGGAUCCUCUGCUCAGGUCCUGCUCUAUGGCGGUCAAGUUAUAUCAUGGAAAAAUGAACACGGAGAAGAACUUCUGUUUUUAAGUAACAAGGCACUUUUCAAGCCACCAAAAGCAAUAAGAGGAGGUAUACCUAUUUGCUUCCCUCAGUUGGGUAGUUUUGGGUCAUUGGAGCAGCAUGGCUUUGCAAGGAAUAGGACGUGGGCAGUUGAUAGUAGUCCUUCACCACUGCCACUUGCAAAUAACAAAUCAACCGUUGACCUCAUUUUAAAGCCCACAGAUGAAGAUAUGAAGAUAUGGCCCCGCAGUUUUGAACUGCGGCUACGGGUGUGCUUAGGCCCUGGAAAGUUGGUGUUAAUUCCUCGUGUGAGAAACACUGAUACCAAGCCUUUCUCCUUCACAUUUGCCUUGCAUACUUAUUUAUCAGUGUCAGACAUCAGUGAAGUGCGAGUAGAGGGUCUGGAAACUCUUGACUAUUUUGACAACUUAAAUGAGAAGAAGCGAUCUACAGAGCAAGCUGAUGCUAUUACUUUUGAUGACGAGGUCGAUCGUGUGUAUUUGAGCACUCCAACUAAGAUUGCCAUCAUUGAUCAUGAGAAGAAAAGAACCUAUGAAUUAAGGAAAGAGGGGUUGCCUGAUGCAGUUGUUUGGAACCCAUGGGAUAAGAAAUCCAAAGCUAUUCCUGAUUUUGGUGAUGAAGAAUACAAACAGAUGGUUUGUAUUGAAGCAGCAGCAGUGGAGCAUGCUAUAGUCUUGAAGCCAUGUGAGGAGUGGAAAGGGCGUCAGGAACUCUCCACGGUUUCAUCAAGUUACUUUAGUGGACAGUUAGAUCCAUUACGGGUUCUUCAUGGCUGAAACACUCGAUCUUGUGCCCCUGAUGGCUGAAAGUGGUAAGCAAAUGACCAAAUCUCUUAAAAAUGAUCCAGCUGGUGAGAUGGAGUUCCAUGUCAGGGGGUGAUACACUAAUAUAUACUUGCUAUAGGUGUCUAGAGCUCCAUUAUAGGAUGUAAAAUUUCCCAGUGGGGCUCUGUUAUAGGUUGUAAAAGUGUCUGUGAAAUAGUAUACAUCUGCAUAGUAUAAUGAUUACCAAUAAUGUAUGCAUAGUAAAUGUACUCUACUUUGCAGUGGACAAAUGGUGAAAUUGAGCAGCUGCGCAAGUUUAUUAACUCUAAAGCUAGUUGUCAUUUAUGCCUAGUGCAUCAUGGCUUGGCAGAUCAUUUGAAGUUUUGAAUGAAUAUAAAUUAGAUUUGUCUUGCAAAGCACAGGGUGCAUUUGACAGCAUAUGAAAUGCCAAAUUGCCUAUCACAUAGUUUAUAUAUGUGAAGCAAUUAGAUUGUAGAAAAACUGAGAAUUUCUCUGAUGUGUAUGUCUAUUAUAAUAAUAAAUGCACGGCCUUAUGAUUUA
Molecule: messenger RNA, 1942 nt
Organism: Cryptomeria japonica (Japanese cedar)
Lineage: Eukaryota; Viridiplantae; Streptophyta; Pinopsida; Cupressales; Cupressaceae
Product: putative glucose-6-phosphate 1-epimerase
Exons: 9
Coding region: 479-1393 (304 amino acids)
Biological process (GO): carbohydrate metabolic process
Molecular function (GO): carbohydrate binding; isomerase activity
Source: RefSeq, a predicted model, not a curated record